Molecule: messenger RNA, 1038 nt
Organism: Diplodia corticola
Lineage: Eukaryota; Fungi; Ascomycota; Dothideomycetes; Botryosphaeriales; Botryosphaeriaceae
Product: short chain dehydrogenase
Exons: 3
Coding region: 1-1038 (345 amino acids)
Cellular component (GO): intracellular anatomical structure
Molecular function (GO): oxidoreductase activity, acting on NAD(P)H, oxygen as acceptor
Source: RefSeq, a predicted model, not a curated record
AUGCCGCCGCCGCCGAUCAGCCUCCUUCCCCGCGCCCUUCUCCGCACUUUCGCGGCGCGGACGUCGCCGUCCGCAUCGCCGGCAAGAACAGCAACCGCAACCGUCCAGUCAUGCCGCAGCUUUUCCGCUUCCGCUCGCACUGCUCGCAGUGGCGCUUCCAAGGAUGACACGAGUAGUACUACAGCGGCGCCGCCGCCGCCGCCCGCCGCGGACAAAGCGAGCACGGCGACGGCGUACCUGGGGACGCAGAAGCGGCUGCCCGAGUUCAGUUUGAGGGACAGGGUGGUGUUGGUGUCGGGCGGGGCGCGGGGGCUGGGGUUGACGCAGGCGGAGGCGUUGUUGGAGGCGGGUGCGACUGUCUACGCCCUCGACCGCCUCCCCACCCCUUCGCCCGCCUUCGCCCCCAUCCAAGACCGCGCCCGCACCCAGCUCGGCACCAGCCUGCACUACCGCCAGAUCGACGUGCGCGACGCCACCGCCCUGACCGACAUCGUCGCCCGGAUCGGCGACGAGCACGGCCGGCUGGACGGCCUCGUCGCCGCGGCGGGCAUCCAGCAGGAGACGCCCGCGCUCGAGUACACGGCCGAGGACUGCAACCGCAUGCUCGAGGUCAACGUGACGGGCGCCUUCAUGACCGCCCAGGCCGCCGCCAAGCAGAUGAUCAGGUUCGGCAACGGCGGGAGCAUCGUCAUGAUCGCCAGCAUGAGCGGGACGGUUGCGAAUAGGGGCCUCAUCUGCCCGGCCUACAACGCCAGCAAGGCCGGCGUCAUCCAGCUCGCGCGCAACCUGGCCUCGGAGUGGGGCGCGCACGGCAUCCGCGUCAACACGAUAUCGCCCGGCUACAUCGUCACCGCCAUGGUCGAGGAGCUCUUCCGGCAGUUCCCCGAGCGCCGCGCCGACUGGCCCACGCAGAACAUGCUCGGCCGCCUCAGCGCGCCGGAAGAGUACCGCGGCGCCGCCGUCUUCCUCGUCAGCGACGCCAGCAGCUUCAUGACGGGGGCGGACCUGAGGAUGGACGGCGGGCAUGCGGCGUGGUAG